This is a messenger RNA of Aplysia californica (California sea hare), 1614 nucleotides long. RefSeq lists its product as uncharacterized. The record is from RefSeq and is a predicted model, not a curated record. Lineage: Eukaryota; Metazoa; Mollusca; Gastropoda; Aplysiida; Aplysiidae. Gene Ontology annotation, molecular function: nucleic acid binding; nucleotide binding.
AUCACUGCCAGUCAUAUUUAUAUUUUAAGCCCAUUUUACACAAUACAUACGACAUCCGUUGUGAGGUCUCAUGGGUAGGCUCUCAGUAUUACAUACAAAGGGCUAGAGUUCGGUUCUCGUGUUGAAAAAAAAACCCCUCUAUUAUCGAGUAUCUUCCUUCUCCUGGAUCUCUCUACUGCGAUGAACUAUCCAUCCAACAUGGCACAGUUUGGCCCUGCAUGGCAGACAAGGUUAAAGCAAUCUCAACCAAUAUUGUCUGUUUAGUGUUGAUUACAGUGUGAAACUUUCAAAUUUUAAGACGUCGAGCCAGCCGUAGAGUUGGUAAUUCAAACAUGCAGACAGAAGAGAGAGGUCACCACCACUGCAAGGCUUUAUGAACGUGACAGUAAAUACGGCGUGAGUGAAAGUGUUCGGAGUUCAAAUUUCUCUUCGACUCACAUUGGGAUUUUGCGUCCUUUAUGCUGAGUUAUUUGAGGUUCUGGACAAAAUAUUGUACGCUUGUGUUUGCUUUGCUUCUUUCGUUGAAAAACUCUGGCUCGAGAUGACAGUAUUUGGAAAAAGAAAAGUGUUGCUUUUUCUGUUCAUCGUGAACGAAAUUAGUAACUAGUGGCCUGGGUUUACAGCAGUUUCUAGACCUAGGUCUAGUAGGUUGAGCAAGUAAUUAUAAUAUUGAUUGUGAUUUCGGAUACGCCAGGAUAAUAUCCAAGGAAGGAGGUUCUUUUUCCGUGGCGUGUUUUCUGUCCAUCCAGCUUUUGUUGUAUAAAAGAGAGAAGAGAAAACCAACAACAAAUACAACACACACGAAUAGUUUGGUUUCGUAUCACAAACAAACGAACAAACAAACAAGCUCAUUGUGAUCCCAGAUUCCAGAUAAAAAUGGAAGACAAGAAACCUCUCGCAGAGAAACUGAUCCAGUUCCGAGGGAUCUGGUUAGCCAAAUACAUGGUCAAAGACUCGUUAAUCCGGGCCAUCAGCCAGGACUACUCCAGCAAGCCAGCCCGUCCGGCCAUGUUCGUUCUGUCGCCCUCAGGAGUGACGUUAAACGUUCUGCCCACAGUGGACGGUAAGCCUGGCAGAACGGUCAAAGUCUCCUUCGAGUCGCUCCGGGACAUCACGUCAAACAGAUACGCCCCUCGCUGCCUCCUGGUCGUGUGUCUGGACAACAAGAACAUGUUCAGCAUAAUGGUCUGCUCCGCGGAGCACGAGUCAGAUUGCAGAGAGUUGGCCGCUGCUUACACGGACUACCGCAAACUCCUGAUGCUGAACAGAUCUCAUCGAGAACGACAACUGCAGCAACAACAGCACUUGGGUGUCCACAACUGGACGCUCCGGCCAGGAGCUGGGGGUUCUAGGAGGCAGGUGGAAGACGAGGAGGGUCACUACAGCAGAAUCAGCAGCAGCAACUACAACCACAACCACACCAGCAACAGGCGAGGAACCAACAGCAGCGAGAUCUACGAGACGUUGGAUGGGAUGGGCGAGAGGCUUCUGUCCGACUCUAGCGUGGAGGGGGAAGUCUUUGUGGUGCCGGAGGUGAUUAUCCACCACGCCGAGGAGGAUCUGGAGAGAGAAGUUGCCAUGGCUGGGAGCGACAGCUACAACGUCGGCGUGCAG